AUGUUGCCUAAAUUCCUGCAAAGCAGUUACACUCGCUACAAGAAUGACACCAACAGCUUCGCAACCUGGCUACUUGAGGCAGCUAACAAAUGCGGCUAUCAACCCGAAGACCUUACCUUGACCACGCCUCCAACGACAAAUGGCAAAGGUAAGAACGAAAGCAAAGCGGUCAAUGCCUCAGUUCCGGCCCAGUACACAACAACGACCAAAGGUCUCCAAGUGCUCGCUGAAGUUGUUGCCCAAUCUUCCCUCCCUGUGCCUGAGCCUAUCCUCGUCAUUGCUAGACGAGCGAUCAAGUUGAGGAAGCAUGUUACCUCGUGGUUUUUGGGGCAGGGCGACACUGCAAACAACAGACGACACGCCCACUUCAUCUCUGCGAUGGAGAGGGUUUGCCAGACUCUGGAACGGAAAAUAAACGAAUCUUCCAACGAAUGUCGCAAGAACUCUCCCCCAACCUCGUCCACAGAUGAUCGUGAUCCGGACCUUGACGUCUUCUUGAACAAGUUUGCCGUACUCACCGUUGAGGAGCCUCAAGAAUCUCAGCAGGAACGGACAGUCUCCCCUGAAUCGCAAAAGAUCGUCAAGGUAGAGUUGGUUGAGGAGGGCGAGGAUGAGGAAACAGAAUCAUAUCUCGGCCAUAUGUUCUUCAAGGUGCUCUGCCUGUUCCAGGAUUUGCAUAAUAUGCGCGCAUUUAUUUCCCAUACGUGGUCGGAAUAUCGAGACAGAAAGAUCGACCUUAUGAACGCGGCUCUCGUGACCGAUAGUGCAUUGCAACUUGCCCGUGAUCUGGUGCAGGAGGUGGUGGACGACUGGGCUGCUUCGACCACUUCGCCCGAGGAAAACCUCCAGGAACUCGUCUAUAAAACUGCCUGUAUCACCCGGGGUAUCCACCCGACUCCAUCACCUGAAGUGGGCCUGCCCUAUAAUAAAGACAUGUCAGAUGUGGCCGAAUGGUGCUAUUUGCCAACAUGGGUCCUGCUGGAAUCGUUCACUCAUGCUUUGCAAGAUGGUCACCUGCCAGUCUUCAGGAAGGGACAUUUCGGCAUUUACGAUCCUAAGGCAAACAGAGAGGCAAUGUCUGCGGGUCAGAAGUUCAAUGAAGACAAAAUAAUUCUUCUCCAACUCUUGCCAGAGUUUUGCAUGCUUGGUACGUUUGGUAUUGACAUGCCUAGCUCGGAUCUGGUUACCAGGGGUCUUGUUGAGUUUUGCAAAACCAAGGCGCUCGAUCCAUGGCUUUGUUUCGCCUCCCAAAUCCUGAUUGACAUCCAUCAUGUUAUGCGUCACAGUACCGUGAGUGCAUUCGAGGAUCUCCGCAUAUCUGGACUGCGUAUUCAAAAGACCAUUGAUGAGUACUUCAAGAUUUCCAAGACUCACCCACCGCCUCCAUUCUGGCCAAAGGAGGGUGAUCAAGAGAUCAAGAAUAUCCAUCUUGCUGUGGAUGCAGUCAUCAUCAAUGACCCCUUCGCAGAGCUACGGUCUGCCAGUCGUACAUUUCCAGCCAAGGCUACGGUCGAGAAACAUCUACUCCUAUCUCAGCAUCCCGUUCUCUGUGGUUCGAUCUUGUUUAAUCUCAACAUUCGGAUGCAGUCUAUUGGUCAACAGCUCAUCACUCAGUGGUACGACGUUCAGCAGCUAGCAUUCCUAUACAAUCUUGUGAUAAUUCAAGCAGCCAAGAACUUGAGCUGGCCUGAUAUGGAGGCUUUCAUCAAGAUCCACGGCGAGUCUCAUAUAUUCAUUGGGUCUAGACCAAAGAAUGCCAGCGAGUCUUUGAACAGACUUGAACUGGCCACAGGCAUAUCUUCGGUUGCCAGAUUUGCCCGCAAUUCUCGUACCAAGGCGUAUGACUUUCACCGUCCUGAUGGCAAGAAUCCUCGACUGCUUUCGCCGACAACUACAAUUUCAGAAAUGCUCCGACCUCAGUAUGUGGUGGGCGCUGGCGAAGGUGGUGGAACAAGCUCCCAAACCGACCAGCAAGAGGCUUCAACAAUCAAGUCAACAGAUAACGUUUGA
Molecule: messenger RNA, 2010 nt
Organism: Aspergillus terreus NIH2624
Lineage: Eukaryota; Fungi; Ascomycota; Eurotiomycetes; Eurotiales; Aspergillaceae
Exons: 2
Coding region: 1-2010 (669 amino acids)
Source: RefSeq, a predicted model, not a curated record